AUGGCAGCUCCAGCGCAGGAUGCCCUGGAGUACGAGACAAGAGUAUUCCAUGAAAGUUUUGGCAAAGAUAUAAGUAUAUAUCAGCAGCCACCAUCCCCCGAGGUUGAUAAAGCUUGGGACGAAUUGUACAACUUUGGUGUGACCAAGAUACCCAAGAGCAUUGCAUCGAAUCUUGUCAACAAAACAUAUCGUAUCCCAGGCGACGAGGAGCACUAUGUUAUUGAACUCGACGUUUUUCAUGAACUUCACUGCUUGAACAUGCUUCGCAAGGCACUCUAUCCCGAAUACUAUCCCCCUAUCAAAGUGUUUGCGAGCCCGACGGAGAACCAUCUCUUUGGAGUGAUGCACAGGGGUCAUUGUAUUGAGAGUAUCAGGCAAUCGCUGAUGUGUUCAGUUGACAUCAGCCCCAUCGUGUGGCAGUGGGUCGAUCGUGUCCAGGAGGUUCGGGUGGUGGGGAAUAUUAUUCACACUUGCCGCAGCUUUGAUAAUGUUCGGGAUUGGGCGUUGAAACGCCGAUUGACGCAUGAGCUGAAUUUCGAGGGAUUCCAUUGA
Messenger RNA from Laccaria bicolor S238N-H82, 552 nucleotides. RefSeq lists its product as uncharacterized. Lineage: Eukaryota; Fungi; Basidiomycota; Agaricomycetes; Agaricales; Hydnangiaceae. Gene Ontology annotation, biological process: mycotoxin biosynthetic process. The record is from RefSeq and is a predicted model, not a curated record. The coding region runs from base 1 to 552 and encodes 183 amino acids. The transcript has 3 exons.